Messenger RNA from Macrosteles quadrilineatus (aster leafhopper), 690 nucleotides. RefSeq lists its product as uncharacterized. The transcript has 3 exons. The coding region runs from base 92 to 409 and encodes 105 amino acids. Gene Ontology annotation, cellular component: extracellular matrix. The record is from RefSeq and is a predicted model, not a curated record. Lineage: Eukaryota; Metazoa; Arthropoda; Insecta; Hemiptera; Cicadellidae.
AUCUUCUGUCCUUCUCUAUUACGUGGUAUAAAACCUGCAUCUCGCCGUACAUCUGUAGUCUGUGCUUGCCCAAGUAGGAUACCACCACAAGAUGCAGCUUUCGAGGUUUGUUAGCUUGACCGUAGUUGUGGUGGUGGCCGCUGUAGCGCUGGUAGCAGCCGCACCUCAGGGAGAAGCGCCCAAAGAGGAAAAGCCAAUGCCAUACGAAUACGAGUACAAAGUGGCUGACAAAGAGACAGAGCUGUACCACGGCAAGGAGGAGAAGGGCCAGGACACAGGAAGAGUGGAGGGCAAGUACUACGUGUGGCUGCCCGACAAGAGACUCAUGACUGUAUCGUACUACGUUGACGGCGAGAGUGGAUUUGUGCCGACCAUCACCUUCGAGGACAACGCCAGUCCACCCUGGUAGCCUGCAGCUGCAGUCCUGCCCUAGCUGACUCUACCGUUCGUGAUACGCGCAACUGCUGUUGUAUAUAGAAAUACUGUAGUGACAAUCUUACAACGUGUAAUGGACACAGACUAUUUAAGUUACAAAUAGUGCCAACAAGCGUCAUGUCUCUGUGCAAUUAAGUUCAAUAAUAUCACCUCUAAUUCUUAAGAGGAUAUAGAUUAUUAUUACUCCCUAAAAUAUGUACAGUUGUAUUUUGCGGACGUGGUUUAGUAACAGAAAUAAAGUUUUCGCCUUUUUUA